GCCUGAAAUACUCAACUGCUAUUGGAAGUAAUGUUCGUGACAUGAUACAUGGAAUCACAGUUCACGUACGAGAUGGCGGAUCGCAGCUCCUAUCACUCCAAAAGUACUGCAUCCCAUUCUUCUGCUUCUAAGAGAGCUAAGUCUUCAGAUCACAGUAAAGCAAUGGGGCCUCAGCCUGGGCCUUCCACCAGAUCCAAGGCCUCUUCUUCCACAGCUGUUGAUAAGGAUGCAGAAAGAAGGCAAAAAGCCUUAGAGAAACAAUUUGCAAAGGCAAAAAAAGCAGGCAGAAGCCUCCUCAGGCCUAGGCCUUGUCAUUGUUCUAAUAUCUAAUAUUAUUGGAGCCUAAUAUCCCUCCAAUUCAGGAUACACCUCCUUCUGCUUCAAACGAAGAUAGAUUGAAUUGGUCUCCAGAUAUUACCACAGAUCCUCCAACUGAAUUAAUUGAGAGUGCUGAGGAGGUUAUUCCCAUAUCAGAACAGGGCUCAUCUGAUCAGGGAGUCAUUCCAGUACCUAGGAGGUCAGCUCCCUCAGCUACUUUCACCCCUACAGCGGCGGGGCUCCGCCCUGAGGUAAACCAGGCCCCUGUUCUUUCUCAGGAACUCUGCCAGAUGUUAGCUCAGACCAUUGCCCAGGGCAUAGACUCUGCCCUGCUUAGGAGGGGCAUUCCUGCUCCCGCCUCAGCUGGUACCACUCCCAAUGUACACCAGGCCCACCAGGAUAGGGUUUAUUCCCGGGCCCUCCACUCACCCCAUGAUUCUCAGGGCAGUGAAUGGUCUUAUACUGGGGAGGAGGAAGAAUUCGCAGAUCAUGAUCUUUCUGAAGAUGAAGGCUGAUCUCCAGACAAACCAGCCUUCAUUGGCCUUUUCAACCCUAGCAUGUUCAAGACCUUGUUAUACAAGGCCAAAACCACUGCCAAUCUAGGGGUUGUGGCUGGGGCAUCUGACCGUUCGGCGGAGCAGGAUCCCCAUGCUUGAUUAUUUACAGAACCGGUCACUACCCAGGACGCUGUUCCUUCUCCCAGAUUAUUCAUAGACAUUAUCAAGAAGCAAUGGCUUCAACCUGGAUCCUUGUCUAAUCCCAGCGGAUUAGACAAAAAGAUGUACACUGUAGAACAGGAGGUAGAGGACAUGCUUAAGUUGCCUACAAUAGAUACUCCCUUUGCCAAUCUAGCAUCUUCCAAUAUUCUCCCCUCAAACUCUGCAGAAGGGCUGAAGACCGAGGAUAGGAAAGCUGAGAUGUCAGUUUGUAAGACACAUCAAGCAGCUGCCUGGGCGAUCAGAUCAACCACGGCAGCUUCCUUCUUUAAUAGAACCUCCCUCUUGUGGCUGCGUCAAAUGCAGGCAAGGGCUCCCCCGGAGAUGUCAGAUUACACCAGGACAUCAACAAAUUAAUUGCUGCAGCAGAAUACUCUGCUGAUGCAACCCUUAAUUCAGCUAAGUUCGCUUCCAGGGCCCUGGCAUCUAACGUGACUUCCAGGCGAUUAUUAUGGCUUCGCCAUUGGCAAGCCGAUAUGAAAUCCAAAUGGAAAUUGGUGUCUGCUCCUUUUCAGGGCAAUAAUCUUUUUGGUGAGGUUUUAGAUCCCAUUUUGGUAGAGACCAAGGAUAAAAGGAAGGUACUUCCCCUGUCUCACAGGAGGACAGACAGGAGAUACUCUCCAUAUUAUCGCAGGCAGUCCUUUCAUGGGGCGGAGGGCGGUUACUCCGCCCCAACCUAUCAGGGGACUUACCCCCCCAACUUCAGACCGAUCCCAGGAUAGGGCUCAGUUCAGGGACAGGUCUAGACAAUCCCAGUCUAGGAGACCCUUUCGAUUGGCCGGCGGUAGACCUUACCGCAGGUCCAAAUGACUCCCAGUCACACAUUCCCAUUGGAGGCCGCCUCAUGAGGUUCUCAGCCCAAUAGGAGCUCAUCACAACCGACGCCUGGGCUCUGCAAACAGUCCGGCUCGGUCUCACAUUGGAGUUUUCAUCCCUCCCUCCAAUGAGAUUCAUCUCUUGCACUCUUCCCAGAGAUGCCACCAAAAGGUCUCUGAUGGAAGCCGAGAUCCUUCAUCUACUUUCCAUCCAGGCAAUAGAACCGGUGCCUGUCUCGCAGAAGGGUCUCGGUUUCUAUUCGAUCCUCUUUCUGGUUCCCAAGAAAUCGGGGGGUUGCAGGGGAAUACUAGAUCUAAAAAGACUCAACAAACACAUCAAAUACCUCUAUUCUAAAUUGCAUCAGACAGGGGGAUCUGCUUACAUCCAUAGAUCUAAAGGAAGCCUACCUGCACAUACCAAUUCGGAUUUCACACAGGAAAUAUCUCAGAUUCUGUUACGCAGGGCAACACUUCCAAUACAGGGCCCUUCCAUUCGGCCUGUCCUCUGCCCCCAGGACGUUCACAAAGCUCCUGGACGUGGUGGUAGCCCAUCUGCGGGCUCGCCCAAUCAGGCUUCAAUGUUACCUAGACGAUAUUUUGAUUCAAUCCUCAUCCAUCAGGCAGGCGAGACAGGAUUUGUCAGAGACUAUUCAGGCUCUGCAACUUCACGGGUUUUCAGUAAAUCUAGAAAAGAGCCAGUUAAUUCCAUCCCAUUCUAUUCUUCAUUUAGGUGCCCGGAUAGACACAGUCAGUUGCCAGGUCUUUCUAUCACCAGAACGUCUAGUCAGCAUAUGGGCCUUGAUACAUUGGGUCAGGUCAGCCAGCUCUGUCUCCCUCGCAGUAUUGCCCCAGUUGCUAGGGAAAAUGAUUUCAUGUCUGGCCAUCGUUCCUUGGGCAAGGUUACAUUCCCAGACCUUACAAUGGUUCCUCCUACCAAGCCAACGAGCAGGUAUCAGUCACUCCACAACAAGAGUCAGGGUGCCUCCAAAAGUUCUCCACUCCCUGAACUGGUGGAUGUCACCUUCCCUAGAGAAAGUCUGUCUCUUCAAGGAACCGCCACGUCUAACACUAACUUCAGAUGCCAGUCUAUUCGGCUGGGGGGCUCACCUGGGUUCCCAGAUGGCACAGGGCAGAUGGUCACCACAGGAUCUGUUGCACAACAUAAAUUGGUUGGAACUCAGAGCUGCCCACCUAGCUCUACGUCACUUCCACCUCUCGCUAACCAACCAGCACGUGUUGCUGUUAACCGUCAAUGUCACUGCCAAGGCACAUGUGAACAGGCAGGGAGGCACCCGGUCCAAGUACCUGAUGUCCGAAGCAGCGAGCCUCAGCCUCUGGGCGGAAUCACACCUGCUCUCCCUUCAGGCGGAACAUAUUUCAGGAGCACACAAUGAACAGGCGGACUGGUUGAAUCGAACAACCAUUGACCACUCUGAAUGGCGUCUCCAUCCAGACCUGUUUCACCAACUGACAACCAGGUUCGGCCAACCAUGCGUGGAUCUAUUUGCAACACCAAAGAACACUCACCUACCUCGGUUCUUUUCCAGAUUUCCGACGGCAGGGGCAGAAGUGACCGACACCCUUCGGGCGCCCUGGCCUCGAGGCCUUCUAUAAGCCUUUCCUCCGACACCUCUACUACCAUGGGUCAUCUGGAAGCUUCUGGACGAGCAGGCAGAAAUUCUGUUGGUGGCUCCGCACUGGCCCAGAAGGGUAUGGUUUGCGGACCUAGUGUCACUGUCAGUGUCCCACCUGUGGAGGAUUCAGCCAGACAGGAUUGUCCUAAGCCAGGGGGCAGUGCAACAUCCCGAGCCCCAGUGGCUCCAACUGGCCGUCUGGCGAUUGAAUGGGAAAUCCUGAGGGACUCCAGAUUCUCGAGCGAAGUCAUUUCUGUCAUCCAGGCCUCUCGUCGUCCGUCUACUACCAGGAUUUAUGACGCCACUUGGUCAGCGUUCUCUAGCUAGUGCCGAAAAUCGCACAUUCCUCCCAGGACAGCUUCCCUUCUGGACGUCUUGAGUUUCCUUCACUCAGGAUUCAAACAGGGACUUACUGCCAACACGCUCCGCAGACAAGUGGCCACCUUAGCGACUAUUCUGCAUGGAGAGGGUCCUAUCCCUUUCUCUCAACACCGCAAGGUGAGGAGUUUUCUUCGAGGUGUUGCUAAUUUACGGCCUCCUCCAGUCCAUAUGUAUCCUUCCUGGGACUUGCCUCUCGUCCUACAAGCGCUCACAUUUGCUCCAUUCGAGCCUUUAGGAUCCGCCAAUCUCAAAAUACUUACCUUCAAGGUCGCCUUCUUGAUAGCAAUCACGUCUGCAAGGAGGAUCUCCGAACUGGCGGCACUCUCGGUACGUAGAGAUUUAUGCAUCUUUUACUCCGACAGGGUGGUCCUCAGGUUGGACCCGACUUUCAUACCAAAAGUCAAUUUUUGGUUUCAUAGGGCACAGGAGGUGGUUUUACCUAACUUUUACCCUGACCCAGCACAUCCUAGAGAACGGCGUUGGCACACGCUCGAUGUUCGUAGGGCACUUCGCAAAUAUAUUGACAGGACCGCUUCAUUCAGGAAGUCUGAAGCACUAUUUGUAUCAUUCCAGCCUACUGCCAUGGGCAAGAAAGUUACCCCAUCUACAAUUGCGAGAUGGAUCAAAGCUUGCAUCGCAAUGGCUUACGAACACCAAGCUACUCCAGUGCCCAGAAACAUCACUGCACAUUCAAUUCGUAGCACUGCUACCACAGCAGCCUGGGCUACUCAGGCUUUCAUAUUGGAGAUUUGCAGGGCCGCAACUUGGGCUUCUCCCACUACCUUUAUCAGAAAUUACAAGUUGGACGUUUUUGCCUCAGCCGAGGCUUCGUUUGGCAGAAGAGUCCUGGCAGAAGAGUCCUGCGUUCUACCAGGAGAACGACACCUGGACCGCUCGGACUCCCACCCUGGGGAUACUUAGCUUGGGUAUAUCCCAUUGCUUGGACUCUCCAAGCAGCGCACAGGAGAUUGAACAUUGGAUCUUACCUGAAUGUUCAAUCUAUGUGCACUGCAGGAGAGUCCAACCCCGCCCUAAGGUAGCGGUCCAGCAUCCAACACCUAGUUAUAGUGGACAUUCUUCUAUCAUCAUUGCUACAUCUUCUACAGACUUCUUCGUCGAAACACUGAAGGCUCAUGGGAGAAAGAGGCAUGGCUAGGAAAAUUCAACUCAGUCUCUGGCCAACCAAGCUAAACUUGAACCCAUUGCUUGGACUCUCCUGCAGCGCACAUAGAUCGAACAUUCAGAUGAACUAAAAGGUUAUGGACCAAUUUUUGAAGAGCAGCCCAUUGAUACGGUAUACCCAGAAGAGUCUCCAGAUGCAAAAGUGUCAAUGAACUGCAGAGCCAGAGGAAUCCCUACACCUACUUACAAGUGGCAACGUAACAACUGGGAUGUUGAUAUUAAGCUGACAAAAGAACAUUAUAGUAUGGUAGGAGGUAACCUGGAAAUCAAUAAUCCUGAGAAGUCAAGGGAUGAAGGAACAUAUGUUUGUAUAGCAUACAAUAUACAUGGAACUAUAAGGAGCCGGGAAGCAACUUUAAACUUUGGUUAUUUAUAUCCUUUUCCUCCGGAAGAGAGACAUGCAGUAAAAGUACGAGAAGGUGUAGGUGCUGUUCUUCUCUGUGAUCCUCCACCUCAUUAUCCAGAUGAUCUAAGUUAUCGCUGGUUUCUGAAUGAUUUCCCAGAAUUCAUUACUUUGGAUAAACGGCGAUAUGUGUCACAAACAAAUGGUAAUCUUUACAUAGCCAAAGUUGAACCUACUGAUAAAGGCAACUAUUCAUGCUGUGUGACUAGUAAUUCAAUUACUAAGAGUGUAUUCAGCAGUUUCAUUUCACUCAUUCCUCAAGCAGAUCGGUCAAAAGGCUAUGUGCCAGAUAUCAGAGUGAAGUUCAAAGAUACAUAUGCACUUUUAGGACAAAAUGUGACACUAGAAUGCUUUGCGCUUGGAAACCCUGUUCCUGAACUCAGAUGGAGUAAAUAUCUUGAACCAAUGCCAAGCAGUGCAGAUAUAAGCUUGUCUGGUGCAGUUCUAAAGAUCUUCAAUAUUCAGUUUGAAGAUGAAGGAAUAUAUGAAUGUGAAGCUGAAAAUUACAGAGGAAAGGAUAAACAUUCAGCAAAAGUGUAUGUUCAAGCAUAUCCAGAAUGGGUGGAACAUAUUAAUGAUACCGAAAGAGAUAUUGGCAGUGAAUUCCAUUGGCCAUGUAUAGCUGCAGGCAAGCCUAUUCCAACAAUCCGGUGGCUGAGAAAUGGAUUACCGUAUUGGAAAGGAGAAUUGAGAUUUUCUAGUCUGAAGCUUGAAGAUUCAGGCAUGUAUCAAUGUGUAGCAGAAAAUAUACAUGGAAUGAUUUAUUCAAAUGCUGAAUUAAAAGUUAUUGUUUUACCUCCAACCUUUGAAUUCUACCCAAUGAAGAAAGAGGUUUUGGCUGCAAAAGGAGGACAGGCUAUAAUUGAGUGCAAGCCUAGAGCAGCUCCUAAACCAAAAAUUACCUGGAGUAGAGGGACAGAAAUUCUUAGAAACUCAACCAGGAUACAUAUAUGGUAUGAUGGCAGCCUAGAAAUUAUUAAUGUUACAGCAGUAGAUGCAGGCAAUUACACCUGUUUUGUGGAAAACAACAAAGGAAAAGCUAACAGUUCUUCUGCUCUUAUAGUCACAGCUGCAACAAGGAUAACAUUAGCACCAACUAAUGUUGAUGUCAUUGUUGGAUUGAAUGCUACCAUGCAAUGUCUUGCAUCCCAUGAUCCUUCUUUAGACCUGACUUUUAUUUGGCUUUUAAAUGGAUAUCCAGUAAAUGUUGAUAAAGAGAGUGAUUAUUAUGAAAGAUCUAUCAUGAUAAAAGACAAUGGUGAACUUAUUGUCAAGAAUGCUCAGUUGCGACAUGCUGGAAGAUACACUUGUGUUGCUCAGACAAUUGUUGAUAAUGCCACAGCUUCAGCUGAUCUUGUUGUGAGAGGUCCCCCAGGACCCCCUGGUGGACUCAAAGUAGAAGACAUUAAAAAUACAUCUGUAAUUCUUACAUGGAGCCGUGGGAUAGAAAAUCAUAGUCCUAUAUCAAAUUACACUAUUCAGUCAAGGACUUUUUUGUCCGAGUAUUGGAAAGACAUGAAAACAGAUCCUUCCAUUGUUGAUGGAAAUGCGGAAUCAGCAAAAGUUAUUGAUUUAAUUCCAUGGAUGGAAUAUGAAUUUCAUAUAAUGGCCACUAAUAUUUUAGGGACAGGAGAUCCUAGUAUACCGUCACAGAAAAUUAGAACAGAAGGAUCUCCUCCAAAUGUGGCCCCUUCUGAGGUUGGAGGAGGAGGUGGAAGCAAUAGAGAACUGACAAUAACAUGGGUGCCUUUGCCAAAAGAGUAUCACUUUGGUAAUAAUUUUGGAUAUGUGGUAGCUUUCAAGUCCUUUGAUCAAAAUGAUUGGAAAAGUGUUAUAGUUCCUCAACCUGAAAUUGGUCGGUAUGUCCAUAAGGAUGAAUCAAUGCUUCCUUCAUCAAAGUAUCAAGUAAAGGUGAAAGCAUUUAAUAACAAAGGGGAAGGACCUUUUAGUCUUACUGCUAUUAUCUAUUCGGCAGAAGAUGCUCCUACUGAAAGGCCUAGAAAUGUGAAAAUAAAAGUUCUGUCAUCCAUGGAAGUUUCUGUUUCCUGGGAGCACAUUUUCAAUCCAGUUGUUACUGGGUAUGAGAUCAGUUACUGGUCCAGCAGUGAAAAAGAAAUAGCUGCAAGUAGAGUGCAAGUGAGCAGUCGGAAUUUUUCAGUAAUGUUAGAAAACCUGAAACCUUAUACAAAAUACUAUACAAAAGUUGCAGCUUUCAAUGCAGCUGGCAUUGGACCUUACACUUAUCCUUUGGAUUUUGUUACAGAAAAAGCACCUCCAAGGCAGCAACCAAGAAUUAUUAAUGCUGUAAGGUCGGGUUCAAAGUACAUCAUCACAUGGGAGCAUGUUAAGUCACAGUCCAAUGAAUCUACUGUGAAAGGAUAUAAAGUGCUCUAUAGACCAGAUGGUCAAUUUAAUGGCACACUAUUUAAGACCGGUAACCAUUAUAUAGAAGUUCCUGCACCUGUUAAAGGUCAGUACAUUGUUGAAGUUCGGGUCCAUAGUGAAGGGGGAGAUGGAGAAGUAGCUCACGUAAAAAUUCCAGGAGCUGCUGCUGGAAUAUUACCUAGCUGUCUUGGUUUAUUGUUGCCUGCCCUUGGUAUCCUUAUCUUUUUGGAAUUCUGAAUGUACCUGAACAUGUCCUCAGUUUAGUGCAAAGGACUGAACCUAAAAGAAAUUCUUCUUUUUUUCGAUUUCUUGAGGCAUUGUCCUAAGCCAAAUAAAUUACACUUCCAAGUAAAUUAUCUUCCUGACUUAACUAUGGAACUUCAAGGACUGAGACACCUAGAAAUUCCUUCAUCAAGCAACUCAAGUUUUGAAAGUUUGAGGAAUAUUUUUUAACAUGUUCGAUUAUGCCUUAUGAAACACUUCUGCUGAUCUGCAACAGUUGCAUGAUUCGGUCCAAUGGGGCAAGUUACAGUGUAGUGUUAAAUCUAAUAAUGUAAGCUGUAUAGUAAAAAUAAAAUCACCACACAUAGGUGCUUUAACUUUCAUAAUAAAUUGUGAAAACAUAAUAGAGAUUGAAAAAUUGAUUGUAUGUGGUAUAUGUAGAAGCAACUACGUCUGUCGGUACUAUCCUAUCUGUUUUGUGUACUGCGUUUUUUUUUAAUGGCCCCUGUCAUUUAUGACUUUUCAGGUUUUUAAAGAUACAGUCAAAGCAAAAGCAUUGCACUCAUUUUACAGCUUUUGUAACUUGAAGUAAAUAAAUGGAUUGAAAACACCAGGAUGCAAGUUAAGGAUUUUAUUUCUGGAUCUAUUAAUAAGUAUUAACAGCAAAGGAUUCCAGUACCUUAAUUAUAUAAUGGAAAUUUAACUCAACAUAUUGUUUUAAAUAAUGCAAAUCACAGAGAAGUUUAUUUUGAUGUAAAAUUAUCUUACUAGUGUGGGAAUCACCCCCCCCCCGAAGAAUGAAAUAUUUUGAGGAAUAUUAAAAAAGGCAGAAUAAAAUAUUUCCCCCAAAAGAGAAAUAAAAAAUCUUAAGGAAGUCAGAAACUCAGAGCCCCAGCUCCCUGCCCCCAAGCAGAUACUGGGGAGGCAGCUUUUAGAAAUGCAGAUUUGGUAAUCCGUUGAAGACAGAAUAUUUUGAAAUUCCCUGCAGCAAAGUCUGAACAAAGAUAGGAUUAGUCCUCACUCAAGAUCCAAAACAAGACAAAAGCCAUUAAGCCAAAAUAGGAAUUAUUGCAUCACCCAUUAUUGCAGUCCAAACUUCAACCAAACUUAGCUCAGACAAACACCUAGGAUUUGUACUUUGCCUAUAGAGCCAGCUAUAACCCUUAAAUAAUCCCUACAUGGCACCAUGGGGUCUGACAACAACCAAUAGAAUACAUGUUCUUAAACAGGAACAAGAGCUCAAGUGCAAAGCCCAAGAGAAAGUAUAAAAACCCCUCACUCUCAACUCCAUUAUGUCAGUUGCACCAGAACCACAAACAUGUGGUCCUAGUCAUCAAUAAAUGGGCCCUCUUUUCAAUCAGCCUCCAGCCUCCAUUUUGUCUCCAGUGCCUUUCUCCUGGAUUGGAACUGAACCAGAUGGAUAUUUCUUCCCACAAUAGCUAUAUAAACAAAUUUACUUUUAGUAUUUUAUCUAAAUGUAAUUGCCACAUUUGAAUAAAUUGACUUCUAUCCAAAUACAUAAUUUAGAUUUUAAUAUUGCAGACACCUUAUUUUGCUCAUUAUAAAUAUGGAAAUUUGAAAAGUAAUUACCUGAUUGCAUAAAUAUUGACAUGAGUAUAGUAUUUAAAAUAAUGUUUAAAAAUCAAAGCAAAUGCUGUAAUAAUAAAUAAAUAUGCAGUAAAAAGAAAACACAUUAGCAGUUAACAAAAUCUAUCUGAAAGGAUUUUUUUUCCCUCUGAGACACAUAUGGCUUUCUUUUAGUGAAGGCCAACCUGGAGGAAAAUGAUUUGCAUUUUCCAAUAAAUUAACAUUGUUUUACUUCCUAGAGUUGUAAAUAAGAGUUGUAAUGUCCUAAUCCAAUUUUCCCAAUUUAAUUAUCCCAAGAGAUAGAUUCAUUACAAUUCAAAAAUAGAGCUCAAAUAUUGUUUCCUUCAAAUAUGUUUUCAAAUUUAGGGUUCCCACAAAAGAUAAAGAAUGUCUUUGUUCUGACUGUUUGUUCUAUGCGGUAUUUAAAUUUUUAAAAAAGGAAUACUUACUUCUUUCAGAAACUAUGGUGUAUUGAGAAUUUGAUAUGAAUUAAAAGAAAAAAACUGCUCAAGUUAUACUGAAUCAUUGGCUCAAGUAAUAGUGCAAGUGUCUGAUGCUUCCAGUAUUAUAAACUUGGAGUCAUUAUUUUAUUAGCAGAGCUUUGCUAGCUGAUUUAGAAAUAGAAUUUAACUUUUUAGAACUGAUAUUGUAGAUGCCCAUAAUGAUACCAUCCAUGUGAAGCAAGAACAGAUCUGUCAGUACUUUACACUCGUUCUUUAAUUUGUAUGACUUUGUAUUAUAUAUUUACAUUUUAAAACUCUAGACUCUUCAUGCAAAAUAUCAAUAUUUUAUCAAUGUUUUACUUUUGUUAUAGUUUAAAACUUUUUUAAACAGUAGGUCAAAGGAUAAUUUCUUUUUAACUGAAUGUUAGAAGAUUAAUAAAUGUUAUUCAUAAUUAUAUACUUAUUUGAAGAAACUAAAGUUCAUGCAUAAGAAACUAAUGUCUUUGGGAGUCUUCUAUAUAUUUUGUUUUGGUUCACUUUUAUGCAAGGUAUCUCAUAUUUUAUAUAACUUACAUUCACAAUUUUUGUUUGUUUGUUUCUUUCUUUUUGCCAAAAUGCAUGUCUGCCUAAUGAAUUUCUAACACAUGAUAAAAAUAUCAAAAGUAGAUAUUUUUUGCAUGGAUAACAUUUGAAAAAUGAAAGCACAUGUAUUUAAUUUAAGCUGCAAUACACUUGAGCAAAAUUUCAUCACUCAGACUAAUGAACUAAUCCCAGAUUUUCAUUGUUCUAUACAGCUGUACAAAUUUUACUGAAAUAUUCAGUUACCAACAGUUAUUGGCACAAUUAACUAUAUACUGUAUCAUCUGGUUUACAAUGCAAGGUUCUUAAUUAAAAUUUAUAUAGAUACAUUGCUUGUUUCUUUGUAUUUCAGGCAAUAUUGAUAUUAUUACCGGUAUUUGAUACUAGUAAAUAUUAAUUUUUAAAGUUACUUUUUAUCAUUUUCUUUACUAUUGAAUAGACCAGGACUACACUUUGUCCAUUUUAUGGUUGAAAAAUAAAUUAUAAUUAAAUAAAUG
This is a messenger RNA of Pantherophis guttatus, 11162 nucleotides long. Lineage: Eukaryota; Metazoa; Chordata; Lepidosauria; Squamata; Colubridae. The record is from RefSeq and is a predicted model, not a curated record.